GUUGCCUUUCUUAACGAACAUUUGUUUUUCUUUAAACAAUAACUUCAUACAAAAUGCACUACUUUUCUUUCUUUUGGUAGUCAGUUGAGUGGGUGAACUGCAUAACAGAAUGUACACGUAUAUCAGUGUAUGCUCUUCACCAAUGUAUAUAUGAUUAGUAUCUUGGUAAUUUGCCGUUGACCUUCGAGCCGGAUUGCAUACUUUGUACACAUUUCAUGCGAGUAAAUGCAUUCAGGGUUUGAUGACAGAAUAUAGCAUGAAUUUCAUAUCCCUCUUCGAGCUGAAACGUAUUUGAUGUUCAAGAUUGCGAGACGACUCUCUGCUUCAGUUUCUUCCAGUUCUUUGACCAAUCAUCUAGGAGGCUGUGUUUUUCUUUUGGACUUGCUCGGUAGAUGACACUGUUAUCAACGAUGGCUUCUACCUUGAGCACUAUAAUCACGUAUUCUGCAGCUGUGAUUUCAGGCCUGGCUGUGUUGGAGAAUCUGCUGGUAAUAGUGGUGCUAGCAGCAACCAGCCAUCUCCGCAUCAAGUACUUCACCUUCGUCUUCAAUCUCGCCCUGGCCGACCUGGCGUUUGUUGCGAUGCUAAUUGCCUUUUCCCUAAACCGGGCACGAGUUCUUCUUGCCCUUCUUCAGGCGUUUUUGUUCGUUUCCGAGCUGAUGAUUUUAGCAGUGGCUGUGCACCGUUACCUGGCACUGACUAUCACGCCGCCCUCUCGCUAUGACGCGUUGGUGACGCGAUGCCGCCUGGUAGUGGUUUGCCUUCUCCUUUGGUGUUUCUCCCUCGCACUUCACUUGCCGAUAAUCUUGGUGGCAUCUGACGAGGUUCGCUUGAUUCUAUCAGCGUGGUUUAGACCUCCGUUAGUACUCACUGUGUGGAUCGCGACCGCUGUGCUGUACUUCUUCGUCUUCAGAAAGAUCAAUAGAUAUACAUGUAUUACCACGAUUCCAUCAUCAAGCCCAGUUGUCCGCACCGAUGACACGGAACCGGCCGCCCCUCGUGUUCUUCAGACCCGUCGCCUGUUGGUCACUUUCUCCAUCAUUUUGAUAACAUCAUUCAUUUGUUGGACCCCUUACAACAUCGGCCAGAUAAUGGAGUAUUUCAUCAAAACUGGUCAGAGCACAAUCUCCGAAGAAACAUUGAAUAACUACAACACGAUUGCCGCUUUGGUUUAUUGUUUGUCUCCAGCUAUCAACCCGCUAAUCUACUGGUGGCGUUUGGAUGGUUUCAGGCAGGGCUUGAAAGCACUUUUCUGUCGCUGUCUGCUUCAGAAUCAAGAUCUCGGAGAAACGGUUGACGGUAACGAAGACCAGCAAAAUACCGAAACCAUUAUGUAGAAAAAUAACCCAAAAAAUAAUGUUUGUUGAUUGUUGACUCCAAUUUGACGAUUAUUUCUCAUGCUAUCCAUACCAUGAUUCAAUUCUUUCAUUUCAUUCGGUGUUCUGGUGGAGUUCGUAGGCUUGUACACACGCUUUAUGUGUUUGCGCACAUAUUACCAACAAAAUCAGCAAACAAACAUCAGAGACAAUAAUUUUACCCGCACGAGGAAUUAGUUUUUCCCCUCAAAUUAUGUUCUUGUGUUUUUUGUUUUGUUUUGUUAACGAAGCUCCUGCUUCGGGACUUCUUCCUCUAUCGCAAAAAGAUAAAGUCAAAACUGUGACGUCAUCAAAAUAUGUUUUAAUUCGCCUGACAUUACACGCGGUAGUUUAGUUUUCGGACUGGUGUUCUCGGAUGCAGUCUUGAUGUUUCAAAUGCCCCGCCCUGCAAAAAGGACGCUGGGAUAGGCUGAUGAAUUUACGCUCUGAUAGACCUUUCUGCACUUGGUUGGCAAACUGCAUUUUUUGGCCAACCACGG
This is a messenger RNA of Patiria miniata (bat star), 1855 nucleotides long. RefSeq names its product melanocortin receptor 4-like. Gene Ontology annotation, molecular function: G protein-coupled receptor activity. The record is from RefSeq and is a predicted model, not a curated record. The coding region runs from base 393 to 1337 and encodes 314 amino acids. Lineage: Eukaryota; Metazoa; Echinodermata; Asteroidea; Valvatida; Asterinidae. The transcript has 2 exons. Gene Ontology annotation, cellular component: membrane. Gene Ontology annotation, biological process: G protein-coupled receptor signaling pathway.